Messenger RNA from Onthophagus taurus, 3305 nucleotides. RefSeq lists its product as uncharacterized. NCBI's taxonomy places the organism in Eukaryota, Metazoa, Arthropoda, Insecta, Coleoptera, Scarabaeidae. The record is from RefSeq and is a predicted model, not a curated record. Gene Ontology annotation, molecular function: protein binding.
AUUUGCGAUUAAAAAGUAUCAAUUUAUCGGAUAUAUUCAUCCAAGGGAAACGUUUCGAUUUCAACGUUUCCAACGAUUAUUGGAUGGUGAACACGAAUCAAACCAUCCCAGGAAACUUAAUAAUCAAAAAUACAUUCGUUAAUAAUCUCAGAAGUAAAACGAUUAAUAAUACACCCUUUAACGAAUACAUCUCAAUCGAUAAAGAGUGCAACUUCAAAAAUUUGCACGUAAAAGGAAAUCUAAAAUUAAAUUUUGAGAAGGAACAUUCGCCAAAUUGGGUCGAUUUAAGUGAAAAUAUUGUUAGGAACGGCGGAGGAUACAAAUUGCGUGGACAAAAAAGUUUUAAUGGCACAAUAACUGUUAUGAACGCCAAUAUUGAUUAUUUAAACAACGUUAAAGUCGAUGAUGUUCCUACUAUACACAAUAACGAUUUUGAUGAUUACACCUUCGAUACCAUCAUUGCAAAUCAAUUAUUUUUUAAGAAAACCACAGUCGAAAAAUUAAACAACAAAAGCAUUAACGAGAUCACAAAUAAUAUCCAAUUCAACGAUCAAAAAUUAAACUUCAAAAAACUUUCUUUGGGAAAUGUAUUAAUUCAUGAUUUAAAAAUCGAUGAAAAUCUCAACGAUCACAAUUUCUCGAAAUAUUUAGAUGAUAUAAACAGUAUUUACAAGAUAAAGGAAAUUAAUAAUGUUGAAGCUACAAAAAAUAUUAAUGCUAAAUUCGCGAAAAUCACAAAAUCAAUUAAUGGGGUUAAUGUGGAGUUAAUCGAGGAAGCUGUACGAAAAGGAGCGAUAAUGAGCGGAAAUAUCACAUUUAAAAAUCAAGUUUUUAUAAAAAACCUCUUCAUCGAAAACCUAAACGAAAUAAAUUUACCCGAAACAUUAAACAAACUAUUAAAAAAAAAUCAAAAUCAAAUAAUUUCGGGAAAAUACUCAUUCAACAUCAUCCGGGCAAACGACUUAACAUCAAACUUAAUAAAUAAUUACAACUUAGAAAAUUUAAUUGAUACCAAUAAAAAAACUCAACAAGUUUUGAAAGGAAAUUUCAAAUUCAAAUCGAUUAAUGUGAAAUCGCUCAAAGGGGAAUUAAUUUGUAACUUAAAAGACGUUAUAAAUUUCUUUAAAACGCCCCCAAUGAAAAUUUGGAAUUCCGUAACGAUUAAAGGAAACAUAACCGGAAUUAACAACGUUUUCCAACACAUCAUCGACAACGUUGUGCGAUUAGAUCAAAACAACAUCAUCACAAAACCCGUUAAAUUUGUCUCAAACGUCCACACUAACAAUAUCAAAUCAAAACGCGGCUUAAAUGGAAUUUAUUUGGAUGAAAUUCAUAAAGACGCUUUACUCAAAAAAGGGGAUGAUCAAUUAAUAAAUGGUUUCAAAACAUUCAAAAUCUUAACAUGUUCAAGCGCAGAAAUUGAUGGAAACGCCGAUAUCCCAAUAGUAAAUGCUAUAAUAAUCAAAAACAUAAACGACAGUUUAAUAACAAAAGAUAUAGUUAAUAAAAUAAAAAUCAAAGGUCACAAAGUGUUCAACUCGGGAUUGAACGUUAAAAAAUUAAACACUACAAACAUUUCGGGCUUAAAUACAUCCCAUCUAGUUAACUUGGACGAUUUGAAAUCCAUCCCAAAAGCUAAAUUCGCCACAUCCGACAUUGUAGGAAAUUUAAGCUUAUUCCACGUGAAUAACACCGUGGAUUUCAACAAAUUUUUAUUAAACAGAUUUAAAAAAGACGGUGUCAACCAAGAAUUAUCUGGAGUUUAUUAUUUCGAUGCUAUCGAAACAAAAAAAUCGAUUAAUCUGGUAAAAUUAAACAACGUUGAAGUUAACGAUGUUGUUGAAAUUGAUAAAGACAUCAAUUUAACGUCGAAGAAUUUUGAAGGAAACCUUACAAUUCAAGGAAACGUUACGUUAAACUUUAUAAACGAUGCGGAUGUUUUAAAAAAAUAUAAUUUAAGCGUAUUUUAUGGGAAACCUGCAAAGUUCUUAAACGAUUUAGUCCUUGGUAAUGUAACUGAAUUAAAUGGAAAUGUAAAAACGAAUAAAAUCAAUGGAGUUGACAUCAAAAAUGUUAACCAAUUCUUAAACUCGAACGAAAUUUAUUUGAAAACGAAGCAAAACGAAGAAAUUGUUAAAGAAAUUCAAAACGUCGUUCAAAAUCACAAAAUUAACAUCAAAAAUAUGCCUCAAGAUUACAUGUACUUAGAAAAAGUUGAUGAACUCCAAAUUAAUAUUCCUAACACAAUAUCAGCAGAAAUUAUUGAUAAACCCGAUGGGGUUUUAAUUAAUAUGAUUGAUGAUUCACCAGGAAAUAAUUGUGGCCUUCCAAAAGAAGGUUGCAAUUGUCAAAGCCAACAUGUACUAAAAAUUACUAAUAAUUAUUCCCUUCAAACUAUCAGUCAUGAAUCUUCAGAUAGAAUUUUCAGUUAUCAAACAGAUUCAAUUUCGGCCCAUUUAAUUACCAACACCAUCAGUUACAGUCGACUUUGCACCAAAAAUUUAAACCGAAACAAUUCCGAAUCAACAAUUUUAACUUGGACAGAUUUGAAAGGGUUAAAAACUUACACUAAAUUCAAUUUAACAGAAGGUUUUAUAACAGGAGCCAAAUAUUUCGAAUACAUGGGCGAAGUUUAUGUUGUUCUAACAAGAUUUUAUGAACAAUCAGCGACAACUCAUAAUUUAGAUUGUGUUAUUUACAAAUUUGGGCAUUCAAAUGGUUUGGUUGAAUUAGUUCAAAAAAUACCAACGAAGGGUGCUUGGACGUUGUAUCUAUUUAAUUCGCCUCAAGGAUUAAUUUUAAUUAUAGGAAAUAUUUUUGAUUCUACAAGUAUUUUUAGUGGAACAAGCACAGAUAUUUUCAUUUUUAAUGAACAUGUUAAGCAGUUUGAAUUAUUAAGAAAUUUUGUUGGAUCUGGAGCAAUAUCAGUUACUGACAUAGUACUAAACGGAGAAACCCAAAUAAUUUUAGCGCAAAGAGAUUCGCCCUUAGUUAUUUUAAAAUACAAUGUAGAUUACAACAAUUUUUACAUCUACCAAAACAUCCAUCAAGAAUCGGAGAUCAUUUCCGUGUCAAGAUUUUAUUUGGGCGGAGAAAGAACUAAAGACGCUUACUUAAACGUCGUUACAGAAACGAACCAAUUCUUUGUAUACGUGUACAAACAUGUUGAAGGUUGGAUAAUCGAAUCACAAGGUGAAAUUGAUGGCUUGAGGUCUUUGGUUCCAUUCAAUUUAAACGGAAACAUUUAUUUAUUGGCACCUUCAACUAAAUUAAGCUCAUUAUUAACUGUUAAAAAGUACGGUUGA